Messenger RNA from Dendrobium catenatum, 1911 nucleotides. RefSeq lists its product as uncharacterized. The transcript has 3 exons. The coding region runs from base 1 to 1911 and encodes 636 amino acids. The record is from RefSeq and is a predicted model, not a curated record. Lineage: Eukaryota; Viridiplantae; Streptophyta; Magnoliopsida; Asparagales; Orchidaceae.
AUGGAAGGUACUCUUCCCUCCUCUGAUUUCCCGCCUCUUGUUUCAUCUCCUAGCAAGCAGAGUCGUGUUUUCUCCAAGAGCUGGAAUAAAGUUUUUGAGCCAUCAAAUGCUACUGCGAAUGCAUUAAAAUUUUCUCACUUUCCAUCGGAACCGGAUAUCAUCCCUUUCUCUGGGGAGAAGCUAUCCAACGGUGGAGAGGAUUGGAAGCUUUGCGUGGUUGGAUACUCUAUCGGAAGGCGGCCUUACUACGAAGCGUUGCUGUCUGCUGUUAAAAAAACUUGGAAUUUGAAAGGUUCGGUUCAACUCCUUUCUCUAAAUGAUGGAUUUUUUCUAUUCCGUUUUUCUUGUGCCGAAGAUUUCAACAUGGUGUGGUCGAGAGGUGUUUGGAUAAUUUUGGGGAAGCCCUUUGUCCUCCAAAAAUGGCAUCUGAAAUUCAUUCCCAAAGGGGAAGAAUUUGCAUCUGUGCCUAUUUGGGUGAAGAUCCAUGAUCUCCCUCUUGCAUGCUGGAACUCAGAGGGGAUAUCGAGGAUUGCUAGCAAAAUCGGCAUACCGGUUGCUGCUGAUAGCCUAACAGAGCAGAACACCAGACUUACCUUCGCCAGAAUUUGUGUUCUAGUUGACUGUUCGGCUACUUAUUCGGAGGAGAUCCAGGUAUCGUUAGAUGGGGAAGUGGAGAACAAUCACAAGGAUACAGGGAAAGAUAUUAGUAAAGAAACGAACAUUAACAGAGGUAGGAGUACUAGCAGGAGGCCUCGUCUCAGGCACAAUGUCACGUCUGAUAAUGUGGAUAAUCUUCAGGUUACUAAUAUUAGUAAUCUGGAAUCUAUUAACCCUCAAAACUCUCAUAGCAUUCAAGAAUCUCCUUCCUUGGUCAUUGGACACCCUUUACAAUAUCAGCCUCAUUCCCCUCCUCCUGGCAUUUUAAAAUCAAGAAAUGAAGAUAUUAUUCCAGAGCAGCCUCCUGUAAGGGAUAAUUCUCUUAUGGUUUGUAUUCUGGAGAUCAGGAUUCACAUCCACUCUCUUGAUGACUCGUUUUUUACUUACGCUCACAAGCUCUUUUUGAAUGAGGAUAGUUGCAACAAUUUUGCUCUCUCCAACUCUGGGAGAAUCUGGGUGAAGUGGAACUCUUCUAAACUCACUUUCACUCCUGUAGUCACUACUUCUCAAAUGAUCUCUGGUUUCAUCUCUGUAUCUAAUCAAUCUCUUUUUCAGCUUUCUGUUGUAUAUGCGUCUAAUUGCUCCACAGAUCGUAAAUCUAUGUGGAAUGACCUUACUCUUGCUGGUCCGGCUGAAAAUGCUCCUUGGGCGGUUAUAGGCGACUUUAACUGUUGCAGAUAUGCAACAUAUAAGCUGGGUGGCGCCCAACUCUCUCAUACUGUUCUCAAAGACUUCAAUGAAUGUAUUUUUCUCAAUGGGCUGGAGGAUCUUCAUUCUGUUGGAUGCAAUUUCACUUGGUUUAAUCAACGUGUGGACAACCCCAUCCACAUCAAAUUGGAUAGAGUGCUGGUUAAUAAUUGUUGGCUGAAUCAAUUCCCUGAGUUUUUCUGUUCCAUCCAAAAUCCUUCCUGCUCUGAUCACUGCCCUGUAAUUUUGCAUCAGGGAAGCUCUUUCAAGGUUUUCCACCGCUUUCUCUUCAAAAACUAUUGGACUAAGGUGGAUAAGUAUUGGGCUUUGUUACUUGAGGUUUUUUCCAGGCCUAGCUCCGGGAACCCGUUAUCUCAUUUUUGCCUAUCUCUCAGGCAAUUAAAAAAAGACAUCAAAUUGGAGUGUUGGUCUUCCUAUAACAGUGUUUCUAAGCACAUUGAGGAUCUCAACUCCAAGCAAAGCUUUCUUUUGGAGCAAUUAACUCUAGAUCACAGUAACGUUGAGCUUAACAAUGCUUAUAAAUCCUGUAGCAUCAAGUUGGUUUAA